AUGGAGAUCAAUCAAUGCAAUGGAGCCAACGAGACUGAUGUUGAGCACCAGAAUCAGCAAAGCGGUGAUUUGUACGCAGAUUUCAACUCGUUUGAACCCAAUACGACGGUUUCCGAAGCGGCGGCUAAAAUACCUAUGUCAGAUGAAGUCGUAUUUUGUUUCUUCACCUGGGUUGGUUCUGGAAAUGGACAAGUUCCUUCCGGAGCGGUUGUAGGUGGACGGACCCCGAGUGGUGAAAAUCUUUACAUUGGACGUGUGUAUCAUGGUGACGCUCUGCUUCCGGGAAAAAUUCAUCCGAGUCACAAAAGGCUAUACGUUUCUUCUGGUGGAAAAGAGCACUAUUACAACAACUAUGAAGUACUGGUCGAAGUUCGACGUGGAUUUCGAUUUAUAGCUGAGGAUGAAGGGAAUGAAUGAAAAAAAACCUGAAAAACGUUCCUUGCACGGAGCAGUAGCACAGUUCAGCGCACCGAACAGUUUUCUUAGUGGUGUGUAAUAAUACAGAAAUUCAUAUUUGACAUUAAUACAAUACAAAAUACAAUAAAAGACUAAAUGAGUCCUACGUUUUUCGG
Messenger RNA from Anopheles coustani, 572 nucleotides. RefSeq lists its product as uncharacterized. NCBI's taxonomy places the organism in Eukaryota, Metazoa, Arthropoda, Insecta, Diptera, Culicidae. The transcript has 3 exons. Bases 1 to 417 code for a protein of 138 amino acids. The record is from RefSeq and is a predicted model, not a curated record.